Messenger RNA from Porites lobata, 1467 nucleotides. The record is from the annotation of a GenBank genome assembly. NCBI's taxonomy places the organism in Eukaryota, Metazoa, Cnidaria, Anthozoa, Scleractinia, Poritidae.
AUGUUCAACAAUACUCUUUUAAGUGACAUCAAGUUUGCUUUUCCUAAUCCUGAUAGCAACUCAAUGAUUCCAGCUCACAAGUAUGUUCUCGCCACUAGCAGUCUAGUAUUUUUCACUAUGUUUUACGGCGAUCUGGCUGAAACCAGCGACACUAUAAACAUUACUGACUGUGAUUCAGACGUCUUUCUUCGCUUCCUACGUUUCAUUUAUUGCGAGGAAGCGAAUUUUGAGGACAUAAUGUGCGCCAUUGACGUAUGGCAUCUCGCCGACAAAUAUGACGUCCCUUCGCUGGCGAAAGAGUGCUUGGAGUAUUUAGACGGAAACAUGGAUCCAGUGGACGCCUUUGAUCUAUUAACGUAUGCUCGCCGGUUCAAUAACGAGUUUCUGGAACAAACUUGUUGGGAGGUGAUAGAUUACAAUGCGGAAGCAAUCGUUGCUGAUGAAUCAUUUCUAGAUGUUCAACAUGCGUUUUUACUCUCCUUUGUUAAACGAUCUUCUGCACGAAUCAAGGAAUUAUCCUUAUUUCAAGCUUUAGAUCGUUGGGCUACAAAGAAAUGUGAAGAAGCAAGUACGAGAGUAGAUGGAGAACACAAAAGGCAGUUCCUAGGAGAGGAAAUGAUCAGGCACUUUCGAUUUUCCUUGAUGUCACCUAAAGAGUUUUCAGAUGAGGUUGAACCAUCAGGAGUUUUGCAGGCAAAUGAAAUACUUGAUGUGUUUAAGCAGUUCUCUUUUGUUUCUAUCCCUGGUGGAUUCAAGUUCUCAACGAGUCCCAGAAGAUCAUCUUACGAAGCCAUGACUCUGUCCUGUGAUCUCGGCAGUAUCAAAAAUGGCAGCUUUAUGACUCAUGUGUCCAGAAAGACAGGGCUAUUGGCAUUUGCUGUUACAGAGGACAUCUCACUUGGUGGUGUAAGAAUUGUUACUGACAAAGGUCGAGAAUCUUGUCGCGUUAGUCUUGCCAUCUCUCAUGGAGAUAAGCAGUUGAGACGAAUCAACGAUCACAAUUUUACUUGUAAUACCGGUACAUAUCAAAGUGCCGAUCUUAGCUUCGGCCGCUACGGGGAAAUUGAUGUUGUCUUCAACAGGCCUUUCGCCUUGGCAAAGAACACUUGUUACACAAUCAAAACUAAUACAGAUACUACAAAUAAUCUGGAUUCCGGCUUCGUCUACCAGCACAAAGACCAGAAACCUAAGGAGACAAGUGGGUUCUCUCACUCGAUGGCAACCUGCUCGACUUUCUCCCCCACACAUUUCGGUACAUCAUCUUCAGUGGACACAGACAGUGUAAACACCAUAAUUUCUUUUUCUUAUUUUGGGAAUUGCGACAAAAACUGUCCAGAACAUUCGGCGGUUGGAGGAGAGAUAACGAAACUAGUUUUUGUGCAUGACAAUGAGCCCACUGAUGUUCCCUACUGGGUUGAGGAGGAACACCCUCUCCUCCGCAGAAGUUCCCGCUGGGUAUCCCAAUAA